AUCAUGUAUACGGUUGGUCAGGCCCCAACACAUACCAAUGGAAACCCGGCUUUUCCCACUAUGAAUACAUCAGCACAUGCAUCUGGCAAUAAUAUGAUUCUCCCACCCCAUGCAUACACUGUGUCUCCUGCUACACAGGUGUGGAACGGACCACAGGGGAUUCCUGUUACUGUUGUGCCACAAAAUUCAUCACCUGCUUUUCACAGAACAUUUCUGAAAGCCAAGCCAAGAGCUCUGGGGAUUGUGCUGAUUGUCGCUGCCGUCUUGCAGAUUGCUCUGGGUAUUGGGCAGAUAUGCACCUUUUUUGCUGUUUCUACAGUCAGUGGUAUCGUUUUCUGGGGGUCAGUGUUUUACAUAAUUGCAGGAGCCCUGACAGUUGCAGCAUAUUGUAAACCCAACAUCUGCUUGGUGAAAGGUUCCCUCUCCUUGAACAUCAUUAGCUCAGUUUUCAGCUUUAUUGCUUUCAUCCUAAACUGCGUGGAUUUAGCUUUAGCUCCCUUUUUUGACUACUCCUACUACUACAACAACAAUAGCUAUGAGGAAAGCUAUGACACAGGAUACUAUCGUGAAAGACAUUACAGAGGAUAUGCUAUUCUGUCCAUUCUCCUUUUAACAAAUCUGCUGCUGUUCUGUGUGUCCCUUUCUGUCUCCAUUUUUGGAUGUCGUUCCCUAGCACAAGAAACACCAAAUGUUCCCCAGGUGUUUAUCAUACAGAAUGAUGUUGUGCUUUCCAUGAGCCCUUCUACAGCUCCAGGAACAUUCCCAGCAUUUGCUCAAUCGGGGUCACCUCCACAAUAUACAGCCCAGCAAGACAAAGCAUAUUAAUAACAUAUUUGCAUUAUACAGUAUAUUGUAAAGUGAACCUGUCAACAGCACACACACAUGAUAUAGGACCUGAUUUAGAUGUGGCUGUGGCUUUUGCUACAGCUAUGUUUUAAGCUAAUUCCCUGACCGAUUUUCCAAAUACUGAGCUGCUCAUUUGUAGCAUCUUGCGGCUGUGUAACUCCAGCACAAUCAGAAGCACCAACAAAUCUCUCACCAGCCCUAUGGCAGAUGCAGCUUCUCCAUCUGCACAUGGCCUGCUGUGUGAGCAGCUGUGCAUCUAUUGAUGCAGCUGUUGUAAGUGACAUGCCUAUGGUGGAGGAGGGGUGGUGCACCAUCUGGCUAGCCACCUCCCUGUUACCUCCUGGGAGCACUCACUAAAAUCCACACUCCCUGGGGUAAAUUUACUAAGAUGAGAGUUCAAUUUAAGAUGGGAUGUUGCCCAUAGCAACCAAUCAGAUUCCAGGUAUUAUUUUCUAGAAGGUGCUAGAUAAAUGAGAAGUAGAGUCUGUUUGGUUGCUAUGGGCAACAUCCCAUCUUAAAUAGAACUCUUAUUUUAGUCAAUUUACCCCCCUGUGUCCAAAUUCAUUCUGUGUCUCAAUUCGGUAACAUUCAGGCACAUGUGCAGUACUUUGGCCAACUCGUAUCGGCAUAGCUUGCGACUCUGAAUCAGGUUCAUAAUGUUUAUGAUAACACAAAUGUAUUAUUAAUUGACUUUACUAUUAGAAUGGUAACAAUGGUCUAGCAGCUUCAGAGGUUCCCAAAGUUGUGGGGGGAGGGGGGGGCAAACGUAUUAUAACUGCACUUAUCAUGUGGGUAUAACACUUCUAGCCUCACCUCUUCAAUGAGGCAAAGCAGGAAGCAGCAGUGCUGAGAUGUUUGAACAUCUCGAAUGUCGAAGCAGUGGAGUAUAAAACUCCCCCCUCUGGCGAUCACUGCCAGUGCCCCACCACACAGUGCAUCAGCGAGAUCUCACAUGCAGCCUGGAGCUGACAGCCCCUGAAGCCAGGGACAGUGGCACAUAAUGGCACUGAUACCGCUUCUUCCCCAUAACGACCUGUCAUACAUCUACCCCUCAGUCCUCAAGGCACCCUAAUGGUCCAGGUUUAAAGGAUGACCAUUCUUGGGCACAUGUGACUUAAUUAGUACAGUACCUCAAUCAAUUUGAUAUAACAUCUGUGCUCAGCCAUGGAUAUCCUUAAAACCUGUUAGGGUGCCUUGAAGAUGGAGUUUGGGCACCUCUAGUCAAGCUUCUACAAUUGAUUUCUAAAUUGCAUGUAGACAACAGGUAAUGUUUGCAGAAACAAUGAUUUUGCAAUGAUUCACUCUUCAAGCACAUUAAUAAAUAUUUACAUAUAUGACUCACUUGCAGUAUGACCGAGUACAGGUAUUUUUGCAAAACUGCUCCGGUGCAAUUAUACACAGUUGCAAGAUGAAUAGGUCCCCCUAGUAAUUACAAGUAUAUUAUGCUCAGGCAUAUCUCAGCUUUAAAUAUGGAUGUAACUGGUGUUAAAGAUAGUAUGUGCAUGACAAUUGUACUGUACAGCAGAGCCGUAACUACACUUUUUGGUGCCCUGUGCCAUAAAGAGAAUUGGCGCCCAAACCAGCCCACCCUCAUUUUUCCAGUAGGGACAUAAGGAGCAUGCCCUUGUGGGGAAGAGGCAUGACCUAACUGAUCCCAGAGAAAGUCCAUGCUGCGAUACCCUUUCCCACAUUUUAUUUAUUCACACACAUUUCUAGAAUACUUCAAGAAAAUGGAUUGCAACACAAAUCCUCUUGAAUCCACAUCCAUGAACUUAACUUGAGAGCUUGUUGUUAUUCAGUUACAAUACCCUUUAUUAAAUAACACAUUUCAAUAUACUGCCAUCCCAAGAUUCAAACCCAUAACUAUUGCAUUCCAGUCAAACACCCUACUCAUUAAGCUGUUUGAUUCUGCAUAAAAACGAUGAGAUUUCUUACUAUAAUGGUGCCCAUACACUUGUGAGAUAAUCGGUGCGAUCCUUCGAUUUCGACGUCAUCUGUGAGAGAAAUUGAAGGAUUGUAUGCACAUUUUGGGUACCUUGAGACGCGAUGCGUGGGCACGCCGCUUGAAUGUCGCAUCUCAAGAUACAGUAUUAUGUGCUGUAUUUAAUAUCUCUUGCAUCGCAGUGCGAUCGCAUGUGGUUUUAAAACCACAUGAGAUAUAUCGCACUGCGAUGUGUGAUGAGCACCCGCCGGUAGGGGCAAGAGGCCGCUCCUACUCAGCAGCGACGUGCUGAUCACAUGAUUACCAUGCGAUCUAUUGCAUGAUCGCAUGGUAAUCACUUUGGCGGUUCAGGUGCGAUGCCCCGCGAUGUUGCGUCGCGGGUCAUCGCACAAGUGUAUGGGCAGCAUUAGACUCUACUUGCACUUUGUUAAAAAUAUAAUCAGCAUUGCAAUUAAGCAUAUCUAUGUAGUGUGCAGCCACACAUCCAAUCUCUUGCAGCCACACACUACAUAGAUCUGCUCAGCCACAAUGCUGAUCAUUUUUUCACAAAGUACAAGGUGAGCUUCAAAUAGUUAGAAUUCUCUAGCUUUCCAUGUAAGGGCAGAUUGCUCAAUGAAUAGAGUGUCUGACUGCAAUGUCACAGGCAAUGGGUUCGAGUCCUGGGUAUGUCAACAUCUUGAAACGUAAUAAAGCAGUGACGUGCGGUGGGGUGAGGCAGAGCCUUUCCUGUCAUACUAACAUUUGUGCCAGAGUUUUGACUGUAUAAAGUAUAUGAAAAAUACAAAAAAUAUGUUAGAAAUAUAUUUUUUGCAUUAUUCUAAUAAUUUUUAUAGCCAAAACUCUGGCGUAAAAAGUCUAUGGCAAGUGAGGCAGUGCCUCACCUGGCUAACUUUUCCGCACAUCUCUGAUCAAUACUCACCAAAUUUCCAGGAAUUUAUACUGUUGUACCUGUGUAUAAUGCCCAGAUGUACGCUCUGGCUCAUAUAUUGCAUGUAAAUCUGGCUCUGGUGCUAGCCAGUGCUUCCUGAGCUAUUUAGCUCACCGCACGUCCCUGUAAUAAAGGACAGUGUGACUGAAUAACAAAGUUAUUGAAGUUCAUGAAUGUUGUAUAGGUAUUAGCAACAGAAGAAAUGGGGUUGUAGACAGGGGCGGACAGGAGAUGCUGGGCUUCAAAAAGUGGGGAAGCUACAAGUGAAAGUAUUUAAAACAGAUAAUUGACAAGUGCCUCGAACAGCGACUCCUACCCUGCAGCGUUAUGUGCAGUGGCACACGCCACACAUUCUAGUUAUGGCCCUGCUGUACAGAAACGCAAUGUCAUGUAUUUUUACUUACACAAAAAGUGAUGAGUUACAAAUCUGCUGGCAUCAAGCUCUUAAACUGGGCAUAUACUAUACAAUUAUCUGACAGAUAAUCUGUCAGCU
Messenger RNA from Pseudophryne corroboree (corroboree frog), 4209 nucleotides. RefSeq names its product membrane-spanning 4-domains subfamily A member 4A-like. Gene Ontology annotation, cellular component: membrane. The record is from RefSeq and is a predicted model, not a curated record. Lineage: Eukaryota; Metazoa; Chordata; Amphibia; Anura; Myobatrachidae. The coding region runs from base 4 to 825 and encodes 273 amino acids. The transcript is spliced from 6 exons.